ACUUUUGUCUCCGCUAAGACCUUGACGCCCUCUAACCAUUACACACACACUCUCAUGUACAGUGUAAAUGUAUCACUUCCCUAACAGAGAUAGCCGUACCUUCGACGUCUAUGGAACGUCCAGUAAUUAUGGUUGAUAUACCAUCCCCUGUACCUUCAGCAACGGUGAUUGAUUUGACAUCACCGAUACCGUCCACGUCGACAAUGCCACCGAUACUGCCGAUAAAAAUGCCGCCGGUUCCAUCCACAUCGCGGCACAUUCUAGAAAAUUGUUAUGAUUUUCGGUUAGAAGAAGCAAGACGUUCGAGUUUUCGAAAUUGGCCUGUAUCUUUCAUUGACCCUGUCAGUCUUGCAGCUGCAGGAUUCUAUUAUACUGGAAACUUGGAUGUAGUGAGAUGCUUUGAAUGUCAAUUGGUGGCAAGUCAGUGGUCGGUGGGUGAUAUUCCCAUGCAGAUUCAUGAAAUGUGUUCUCCAGAGUGCAGAUUUAUCCGCAAUGAACGUUGUAAUAAUGUACCAAUUGGAGCAAGUCCUGCUAAAGUUCCACGGACAAAACGAAGAAAUAGAAAUAUAUCUUGUCCUCAUGGUUUACAAUAUCAAGAGUCAUUUGAUUUUAAUGAUCAUGGAUUUUUAAGAUCCUCACGCACCCCGACGGCAUAUCAACUUAGCCGUUUGGGACUAAAAAGUGUUAAGAAACCAGAAAUAUUGCAAUAUGCUAGUUACGAAUCCAGAUUAAAUUCAUUCGCAACAUGGCCUACAGAUGUGACACAGCCAAGUGAAGAAUUAGCCCAUGCAGGCUUCUACUACACCGGAAUAAAUGAUUUCACUACCUGUUACCAUUGUGGAAUUUGUAUAGGCAAUUGGAGACCAGAAGACGAUCCAUGGGACAGACAUAUGAUUUCGUCUCCCAGAUGUUAUCAUCUUCUUCCAGCACUGGGCUGGGAAUAUGUCAAUAAUGUAACAGACCAGGAGUUAUAUGAAACUGCUGAAGGUGCACCAAUAGAAAGUACAGAUGAGAAUCCUGAGAGAUCCAAUAGUGAAAAUGUUACCAAUGAAAUGACUCUCGUUGAGAAAAUUAAUAUACUUUUUACUAUUUUAGCCACUCUGGAGGAAGAAAAUCGACCAUUGAAAGAUGCUCGUUCGUGUAAAGUUUGCACGGAACGAGAAGCCACAAUUACGUUCCUACCUUGUGGACAUUUAGCAACAUGCCAGUACUGUUCACCAGCUUUCACAACGUGCAUCAUUUGCCGAAGAAAAGUCAAGGCCAUUACCCAUACAUUUUUCGCGUAAUGCAUGCACAUGUAAAAAUUAGCUUAUUCAUAUCUCUUAUAUCAAUAUACUUUAUAAUUUCUUAAAAAUGACAUGACGGGCAUUCUUUGACGCGCUCCCGUCGACUAAAGAGUAACGUCUUUACGCUCAGCAAUUAUUUUUACGAGUCAGACUUAGAUUCAGCGAGAACGCCCAUCUGUCAUCCCGUUGGCCGCGGAUUUGUUAUUGAACCGGAGAUCACUGUCACUAGUGUCGCGGACGUCUCACCGCCGUGAUAGAUUGUCAAACCUGCGUUAUUCAUACCUGUGUCAAUAAAUCGUAUCUUCGCUACACCGCAACGAUGACUACCUUCAAUGAAGACUCCUCAAACUCCGACAACCCUAUCCCCACUGCCUCUCCGACAUAUAUAUGUAUAUAUAUAUAUAUAUAUAUAUAUAUAUAUAUAUAUAUAUA
Messenger RNA from Bombus huntii, 1718 nucleotides. Its product is annotated as baculoviral IAP repeat-containing protein 3-like. Bases 111 to 1286 code for a protein of 391 amino acids. Lineage: Eukaryota; Metazoa; Arthropoda; Insecta; Hymenoptera; Apidae. Gene Ontology annotation, cellular component: nucleus; cytoplasm. Gene Ontology annotation, biological process: regulation of cell cycle; negative regulation of apoptotic process; positive regulation of protein ubiquitination. The record is from RefSeq and is a predicted model, not a curated record. Gene Ontology annotation, molecular function: cysteine-type endopeptidase inhibitor activity involved in apoptotic process; ubiquitin protein ligase activity. The transcript has 3 exons.